UGGCAUUAGUUGCAGACUUGGACACGUUGCGACAGCGGCAUAUCCUCCGAAAUGACCAACAUGAAGCUUAUCAUACACGCUUAACCUACAUAGCCUAUUUGUUUGUGAUGGACUGGGAGGCUUUUUAUGUGGGCUGCUGAGUCCAGCAACUUUAUUCUCGCGCUGUGUGAGGAUUUUACCACAGCUUUAGAUGAAGCAUGAAUUGCGAUUCAAAGAACUUCUCGUAAAUGGCAAGGUCCACGCUCAGGUGUGUGGAAGCUCCGAAAGAAUUUCCUCCAUGCAUCAAGCAUGCAAUAAAAGUGAUAUCAGCUGAACUGAGUAAAGCAAAGAUGUUUUCGGAAGAAGCCAAUUUCAGUUACACUUCGAACGGCACGGAUGAUGAUGACACGCUGUCCACGCUAGAUCAAGAUUGGAGCGACUCUCCUGCUGAGAAACUGUCACGGACGGGACAUAAUGUGGUCGCCGUUAUUUUGGGAUCUAUUCUGGUAUUCGGGAUCCUAAACAAUUUAAUCGUCCUCGUUCUGUUUUGUAAAUUCAAGACCCUACGGACUCCUGUGAACAUGCUUCUGCUCAACAUCAGUGUGAGUGACAUGCUCGUAUGUCUGUUCGGCACCACGCUCAGCUUCGCGGCCAGUAUCCGUGGCCGGUGGCUGGUGGGGAGACACGGGUGCAUGUGGUACGGAUUUGUCAACUCGUGCUUUGGGAUUGUAUCAUUGAUCUCUCUGGCAAUCCUUUCGUAUGAUCGUUACAGCACUUUAACUGUUUACAACAAGAGAGCCCCAGACUACAGCAAACCCUUGUUGGCUGUCGGGGGCUCCUGGCUCUACUCAUUGUUCUGGACGGUCCCCCCCCUGCUGGGCUGGAGUAGCUAUGGACUGGAAGGGGCAGGAACCAGCUGUUCAGUCACAUGGACUGCCAACACCCCCCAGUCACAUUCCUAUAUCAUCUGCCUGUUCAUUUUUUGUUUGGGACUCCCCGUGCUGGUCAUGGUGUACUGUUACAGCCGGCUCCUCUGUGCUGUCAAACAGGUAGGGCGUAUCAGGAAGACAGCAGCAAGGCGGAGAGAGUACCACAUUUUAUUUAUGGUCAUCACUACAGUGGUGUGCUACCUUUUGUGCUGGAUGCCUUAUGGGGUUGUUGCAAUGAUGGCCACAUUUGGACAUCCGGGGAUCAUCACACCCAUUGCGAGCGUGGUGCCGUCCCUACUUGCCAAAAGCAGCACAGUCAUCAACCCUCUUAUUUACAUCCUUAUGAACAAACAGUUUUACAGGUGUUUCCUUAUCCUGUUUCAUUGCAAACACAGCUCUCUAGAGAAUGGACAGUCCUCUUUGCCUUCAAGAACUACUGUCAUCCAGCUCAACCGAAGGGCUUAUAGCAACCCAGUGGCCGGCUACGAACCACCUUCCAUUGGUCUCCAAAAUGAUUGCAGCACCCCUGUCUCGGGCUGAACCAAUACACACACACACACACCUCUAUGUUACAGCUCCACCCUACCUUAGUCAAAACACAACAUACAUAUUUGACUAAAUUAUAACAAAGUCGUCUGUGCAGUGUUGUUGAGUGCCUACCAAUCAAAAGCUGAAAAUCAGACCUGUAGCAAAGUGAUCUCUAUAGCCGUCAAACUGUUGUCUGACCUAAUACACCAACCAGUAUUUGUAUGUGAUUUGUCAAUAUAAAUGUUACAAAGAGCGAGAAAAGUGCAACCAGCUACUGGUGACUUGUUAAAUUGGAUGUGUAGAUCAUGUGCUGGUGCAUUACUUAUAAAUGUGCUUGGCCCCAUGUUGUUUUCAUGUUCCCAACCAAUUUAAGGCCAGAUCUGAAUAAGAUGUUGAAUAAAGCUGUGAAUUUCAUGGAAACACCCUCAAAACUGGUAAAAUUCUC
Messenger RNA from Rhinichthys klamathensis goyatoka, 1881 nucleotides. It is a transcript of the gene tmtops2a, whose product is annotated as teleost multiple tissue opsin 2a. Gene Ontology annotation, molecular function: G protein-coupled receptor activity. The record is from RefSeq and is a predicted model, not a curated record. The coding region runs from base 228 to 1448 and encodes 406 amino acids. Gene Ontology annotation, cellular component: membrane; photoreceptor outer segment. Lineage: Eukaryota; Metazoa; Chordata; Actinopteri; Cypriniformes; Leuciscidae. The transcript is spliced from 4 exons. Gene Ontology annotation, biological process: G protein-coupled receptor signaling pathway; visual perception.